UAACUAGGCAAGUCAGUUAAUUAAGAACAAAUUCUUAUUUUCAAUGAAGGCCUAGGAACAGUGGGUUAACUGCCUGUUAACCCACUGUUCAGGGGCAGAACGACAGAUGUGUACCUUGUCAGCUCGGGGGUCUGAACUUGCAACCUUCCGGUUACUAGUCCAACACUCUAACCUGUGGUUGAAUCUGUGUUUGAAAUUCACUGCUCGACUGAUGGACCUUACAGAUAAUAGAAUGUAUGCAGUACAGAGAUGAGGUAGUCAUAAAAAAAUAAAAAAAUAUUAUUGUAAUGCAAUGUAUUUAUUUUUACUCCUGAGCUUAUUUAGGCUUGCCAUCACGGGAUUGAAUACUUAUUGGCUCAAAGAUAUUUCAGCUUUUCAUUUCGAAUGAAUUUGUAAAAAUGUGUGAAAACAUUAUUCCACUUUGACAUUAUGGGGUAUUGUGUGUAGACCAAUGACGAAGCGUUGGACUAGUAACCGCAAGGUUGCAAGAUCGAAUCCCCGAGCUGACGAGGUAUUAAAUCUUUCGUUCUGCCCCUGAACAAGGCAGAGUUAUUAACCCACUGUUCCUAGGCCGUUAUUGAAAAUAAGAAUGUGUUAACUGACUUGCCUAGUUAAAUAAAGGUCAAAUAAAAAUUACGGCUGUAACACAACACUUUUUUAAAUUCAAGGGGUGUGAAUCAUUUUUGAAGGCAUGGUAAGUGCCUUUGAGCGGGGUAUGGGCGUAGGCGCCAUGCGCACGGGUUUGAGUGAGUAACUUUUAAUGCUCAACAUUAUUAGUAUAUCAAUAAUGGUCCACCACCCAAAUGACAUCCAGCCAAUUUGACACAACUGUGGGACGCAUUGGAGUCACAACUGGCCAGCAUCGCUGUAGAACGCUGUCGACGCCUUGUAGUCCAUGCCCAGACGAAUUGAGGCUGUUCUGAGGGCAAAAGAGGGUGCAACUCAAUAUUAGGAAGGUGUUCCUAAUGGUUUGUACACUCCGUGUAUAAUUACGUGCAUUCAGAUCAGAUCUUUAUUUGUAGGACUAUAUAUGGCAGAAGGCUAUGGAUAAUUGUAAUCCGUAUGGUGAUUAUCCUCAGUGUGGAACUGUGUGGGAGGGAUGCAGCCAUCAUUGUUAGUGAUUUUACCCUUUUCGCCAGCUGUACACGUCACAGCAUCCUCUCUGGUGCGUUUGGAAAUGCACCAUCGCUGCAUCAUUCCGCUUUCUCUAUAAUAAUUAUAGGGGGCCCCGAGACCAUAAAAGGCUACGUUUCAAUCAUGGUCGACGAUGUUCCACCGAUUAUUAAUAUUGCCAUCGCUCUAAAAAUUCAACCGAAUGAUGGACCGGUGUUUUUCAAGGUGGAUGGGACCAGAUUCGGCCAGAGCAGGACAAUAAAAUUGCUUACAGGAUCGAAGUAUAAGGUUGAGGUGGUUAUGAAGCCGGCCAAUGCAGAUGCCACCACCAUGAACAUCGGAGGUAUCACCAUCCCCCUAGAGCAGCAGUCCAAAGAUGAGGAGUCUGUGGUGUACCAUGGACAGUACGACACAGAGGGAGUGCCUCACACCAAGAGUGGGGACAGGCAACCUGUCCAAGUCAGCAUAGAGUUUGGAAAGGCGGGCCAAUUCGAGACAAUAUGGCAGGUAAAGUACUAUAACUACUACAAGCGAGACCAAUGCCAGUUUGGGAACAAAUUCACCAACAUCGAGUAUGAAUGCAAGCCCAAUGAGACGCGCAGCCUGAUGUGGAUUAACAAAGAGGUGUUCAAUUGAGGAGCACCAAUCAACUCCUCCUUCCAAUGCCCAGUAACGGAAGAAAAACAAGCAGAGGAGAUGAGUUGCACACAAUAACUAUUUUACCAUCAACUUAAGAGGAAAAAGCCUUACUGUAGGCAUGCGUUUCAAGUCACUGAGCACCAUAAUUGUCUGUUUUAGAGAGAGGGAGGCAGUUAUCUACCAGGCUGAUCUCGGGGGUUGUUCGUAAUUGGUUGUAAUCAAUAAACAUAGUCAGGUUAUUAUCAGCAAUAUCAUUGGGAAUCACAGCUAUACAACAUCCGCUGUGUUGACUCUCAGCUCUGGCCACACAAGCUGAAGCUGUGGCCCUCCUGGACCAGGAUUGAAGACAGUUGCGGGUGGAAAUGUAUCUAACCUGACUUAUUACCUGUGAGGUGUGUGUGAUGUGAGUUGUAUGAAUAAAUUGACAUUAUAUUUGUGUUAUCCUAUGUGUUAGUUCUAGUGUUGUUUAAGCCUUUGAACAUCUGUUUACUUCUGAACAGCACAAUUGUGAUUAGCCUAUAAAGGGGUGAGACAGUUUUUUUGUUAAAACUUCUGUAUUAUUUUAUGGAGAUAUUCAUAUUCUAUAGUCUAUUAAGUACUCUUGUUAUGUUGUGGGUCACUAUCAUUGUUUUGUCUCAGUUUUGUCUGUAAAUGCAUGGCUGAAUAAUCCUAUGCCUAAAGGUUUUGCUCUUCAGAUGCAGACUGAUAUCAGAUUGCCUAAACUGUUCAGUUCUGUUAUAAAUGUAAUUGAAAAGUGUGAAAGUAAAUAAACCCAUACCAGUUACUAGCGUA
Molecule: messenger RNA, 2544 nt
Organism: Oncorhynchus nerka (sockeye salmon)
Lineage: Eukaryota; Metazoa; Chordata; Actinopteri; Salmoniformes; Salmonidae
Product: CB1 cannabinoid receptor-interacting protein 1-like
Exons: 3
Coding region: 1063-1749 (228 amino acids)
Biological process (GO): negative regulation of signaling receptor activity
Cellular component (GO): plasma membrane
Molecular function (GO): type 1 cannabinoid receptor binding
Source: RefSeq, a predicted model, not a curated record